Messenger RNA from Blepharisma stoltei, 297 nucleotides. Lineage: Eukaryota; Ciliophora; Heterotrichea; Heterotrichida; Blepharismidae. The record is from the annotation of a GenBank genome assembly.
AUGGCUAAUAAGAAAUACAACCACAAUUUGUGAUGAAGAUCAAGCUGAGAGUGUUGCCCAAAUAGGCUUAAUUGGAGAAUGAUAAGUUUGGUAGAUAAAAUGAAAGCGUCACAGAAAAUUAUGUUAGAAGGGCUGACUGAAUAUUUCGAAAAAGAUGAAAAUAAUGUAGGAAGUGAGGAAAGAAGUAGGUUGAUUGGGGUGUUGGAUAGAAUGAUUGAGGAAAGUGAAAAUUCUGAUAAGGUAGUGAGCUUGAGGUCAAUGCUGCUUGAUAUCGAUAAUAGUGAUGAAGAUUAUUAA